GUGCCGGGGAAUAAUUAAUGUUUUUAUUAAAUUUGGAGGGAAUUUUUUUGCAGCCGAUCGCCGCGCGUGGCCUUCAGGCUGAUUGGAGUCCAGAUCCCGAGGAAAUCUCCAGAUCAAAUGCCCAGUAAAUAAAAAACACUGAGCUAAGACUCGUGGAAGAGCUGCAGAAUGGAUGGAUUUUAUGACCAGCAAGUGCCUUACAUGGUCACCAAUAAUCCGCGUGGGAGAAACUGUAAUGAGAGACCGACAAAUGUCAGGAAAAGAAAAUUCAUUAACAGAGACCUGGCUCAUGAUUCAGAAGAACUCUUUCAAGAUCUGAGCCAAUUACAGGAGACAUGGCUUGCAGAAGCUCAGGUACCUGACAAUGAUGAGCAGUUUGUGCCAGACUAUCAGGCUGAAAGUUUGGCUUUUCAUGGUCUCCCUGUGAAAAUCAAGAAGGAACCCCAUAGCCCAUGUUCGGAACUUGGCUCCGCUUGCAGUCAAGAGCAACCAUUCAAGUUCAGUUAUGGGGAAAAGUGCCUGUACAAUGUCAGUGCCUAUGAUCAGAAACCACAAGUGGGAAUGAGGCCCUCCAACCCACCGACGCCAUCCAGCACUCCCGUGUCGCCGCUGCACCAUGCCUCCCCAAACUCCGCUCAGACUCCUAAACCUGACCGCGUUUUCCCUACCCACCUCCCUCCAUCCCAGUCCAUUCCAGACAACAGCUUCCCUAUGGAUCACAGAUUUCGCCGCCAGCUCUCUGAACCUUGCAAUUCUUUCCCACCUUUGCCUGCAAUGCCAAGGGAAGGACGUCCAAUAUAUCAGCGCCAGAUGUCUGAACCAAACAUCCCUUUCCCACCUCAAGGUUUUAAGCAGGAGUACCACGAUCCAGUUUAUGAACACAACGCUAUGGUUGGCAGCGCAGCCAGUCAAAAUUUCCCCCCUCCUCUGAUGAUUAAACAGGAACCUAGGGAUUUUGCAUAUGAUUCAGAAGUGCCUAGCUGCCAUUCCAUUUACAUGAGGCAAGAAGGCUUCCUGGCUCACCCAAACAGAACAGAAGGCUGUAUGUAUGAAAAGGGACCUAGGCAGUUUUAUGAUGACACUUGUGUUGUUCCAGAGAAGUUUGACGGAGAUGUCAAACAGGAGCCAGGCAUGUACCGCGAGGGACCCACGUACCAGCGGCGAGGCUCGCUUCAGCUCUGGCAGUUCUUGGUAGCUCUUCUGGACGACCCAUCAAACUCUCACUUCAUAGCAUGGACUGGCCGAGGCAUGGAGUUCAAGCUGAUUGAGCCAGAGGAGGUGGCACGUCGCUGGGGGAUUCAGAAAAACAGGCCAGCUAUGAACUAUGAUAAACUUAGCCGAUCGCUUCGCUAUUAUUAUGAAAAGGGAAUCAUGCAAAAGGUGGCUGGAGAAAGAUACGUCUACAAGUUUGUUUGUGACCCUGAAGCGCUUUUCUCCAUGGCUUUUCCCGACAACCAGCGCCCCUUGCUGAAGACUGACAUGGAGCGCCACAUCAAUGAGGAGGACACUGUGCCUCUGUCCCACUUCGACGAGAGCAUGGUCUACAUGCAGGACGGGGGCUGCUGCAACACCCACCCCUACAACGAAGGCUAUGUCUAUUAACAACAGUGACACUGAAGGGGUGUUUCCCCCUCCCUUAAGCUUCUCCUCUUUCCCAAGACCCAGAGGAAAGCUGAAUCGACUUCAGUUUGUUUUUUAAAUAGUACACUAAAAAGGGGCUUUUCCUGUUGCAUUACUCCUAUGGUCUGCCAUGGACAGCGCACUUUAUUUGAAAGGGGAGGGUUGGAACCUAAAUGUUAUUCUGUGUAAAAGGAGGAAAAGGGUGGGUUUGCUUUUUACUUAAGUUUGGGAAGGGAACAUACAGGUUUUAAGUACAAAAAAAGCUAUAUCAUGUCUGUUUUGUUUCAUAUCGGCAUAAGAUAUUGUACAUUUUCUCUGGGUAUCCGUAGUACAGUUAAUUCUCAUUGUGCAAAAUAACCACUUUUGAUGAUGAUAUCAGCACAGCAUGCCUAGGGCAUUUGUUUCUUGCCAUUCCUAAUUGUCUUUCUGUAGUAAUAAAAGAGAAGCAAAGCAUAUACCACAGCAUUUAA
This is a messenger RNA of Agelaius phoeniceus (red-winged blackbird), 2090 nucleotides long. It is a transcript of the gene ETV1, whose product is annotated as ETS variant transcription factor 1. Lineage: Eukaryota; Metazoa; Chordata; Aves; Passeriformes; Icteridae. Gene Ontology annotation, molecular function: DNA-binding transcription factor activity, RNA polymerase II-specific; sequence-specific DNA binding. The record is from RefSeq and is a predicted model, not a curated record. Gene Ontology annotation, cellular component: nucleus. Gene Ontology annotation, biological process: cell differentiation; regulation of transcription by RNA polymerase II.